Molecule: messenger RNA, 1437 nt
Organism: Alligator sinensis (Chinese alligator)
Lineage: Eukaryota; Metazoa; Chordata; Crocodylia; Alligatoridae
Gene: DNAJC8
Product: DnaJ heat shock protein family (Hsp40) member C8
Exons: 9
Coding region: 4-762 (252 amino acids)
Cellular component (GO): nucleus
Source: RefSeq, a predicted model, not a curated record
UUUAUGAAAUGGCGAAUGGCUAGAGACGUAUUAUCGACUCUCCCGAGACGAGAACUAGGGGUCGGAGUAGGCGGCGAGGUGAAGCAGAUCGAAAAGCGAGACUCUGUUUUAACAUCAAAAAACCAGAUUGAUAGGCUGACCCGUCCUGGAUCCUCUUAUUUCAACCUCAACCCUUUUGAAGUCCUGCAGAUGGAUCCUGAGGCCACAGAAGAAGAAAUAAAGAAGAGGUUCCGGCAGUUAUCUAUAUUGGUACAUCCUGACAAAAAUCAAGAUGAUUCUGAAAGAGCCCAGAAAGCCUUUGAAGCCGUGGACAAAGCAUACAAGUUACUACUGGAUGGAGAGCAAAAGAAGAGGGCCUUGGAUGUGAUACAGGCAGGAAAAGAAUAUGUGGAACAUACUGUAAAAGAAAAAAAGAAGCAGUUGAAGAAGGAAGGCAAACCCACCGACGUAGAAGAAGAUGAUCCAGAAUUAUUCAAACAAGCUGUGUAUAAACAGACGAUGAAGCUCUUUGCUGAACUUGAAAUUAAAAGGAAAGAGAGAGAAGCUAAAGAAAUGCAUGAAAGGAAGCGGCAGAGAGAGGAAGAAAUUGAAGCCCAAGAGAAAGCCAAACGAGAGCGAGAGUGGCAGAAGAACUUUGAGGAGAGUCGAGACGGGCGUGUGGAUAGCUGGAGAAACUUCCAGGCAAAUACAAAAGGGAAGAAAGAAAAGAAAAACAGGACCUUUCUGAGGCCUCCCAAAGUAAAAAUGGAGCAGCGUGAAUGAGCCCAGCAGCAGCUCUGCACAAGCAAGUCCCCUCAGCCUCCCUGCUUUUAAGGACUCGUUGUCACCUAGGAUAAUAUUUGCUUUUCAGUAGAUGGUUUUGUUUUUCAAGUACAAUUGAAUAUUGGUCCAGGUAUUUUUUGUACUUUGUACAUUUGAACUAGGGCCACGGUAUGAACUCUGUCAAGAACCAACUGCUCAUAGAACGAUUGGAUUAAGAGGGUCCUGCCAUUAUUGCUGUCCUGUUUGUUUUCAGCCCUGUAAUUCAGUGUUUUGUACUUCACAGAGAUUGUGCUGUUUCUCCAUCUUCACAUACAGUUUGUGAGAGUCUGAUAGAACAGCAUGUCUGAAAUGGCACUGGUGCCUCUUCAGGCCUCCUCCAGCGUUGGGAAGAUCUGUUACCAGCUGUGGGGUCCGUUUCCAGACUGAGGUGGGUGGGGAGGCUCAAACCUGACUUGGAGAUGUACAGUUCAACCUCCUGCAGUUCCCCACCCAAAUGCAUGGUGCUGAAAGCCUUGCCCUUUGACUCCCGAACUAAAAUCCUGGCUCUCCAGCUUGGAGUUCUGUUAAUCUUAGUUUUUCCUUUUCCGGAGGUGACUAGCUCGUCUAUCUUCUCCCUUGUUUAAUAGUUAGUAGCAGUGUUCUGUAUGUAAAAUAAAUUUUUACCCAAAUUAUUAA